Messenger RNA from Penicillium brevicompactum, 1377 nucleotides. RefSeq names its product Ras-GEF domain-containing protein. The record is from RefSeq and is a predicted model, not a curated record. Gene Ontology annotation, biological process: Ras protein signal transduction; positive regulation of GTPase activity. NCBI's taxonomy places the organism in Eukaryota, Fungi, Ascomycota, Eurotiomycetes, Eurotiales, Aspergillaceae. Gene Ontology annotation, cellular component: plasma membrane. The coding region runs from base 1 to 1377 and encodes 458 amino acids. The transcript has 3 exons. Gene Ontology annotation, molecular function: guanyl-nucleotide exchange factor activity.
AUGGCUCAAGAAGAUACGAUAGAACGGAUAGAUUCCGGGUCUCACGACACUACGGACGGAAUGGCCGAUAAUCCCAACAAAAACGCGGAAAUGAUCAAAGCAGCAACAUUACCAACAUUAGUCGAAAAUCUCACGCGCCAUGACAAGCUCGAUGCUUCCUUCAACCGAACCUUCCUUGUCACCUAUAGCUACUUCACCUCGGGUUCCGAGCUUCUCGGACUUCUCGUCGAUCGUUUCGACAACGCCCCACCUCCCACCACAAAUCCUGUCGAGAUUGAGCAAUGGUCGACUCAAACACGACCGCUCAUCCGUUUGCGCGUGAUAAAUAUAUUGAAGCAAUGGCUCGAACACUUUUGGGAUGAGCCGAAGGGCGGCGACACGGACCAGCUUCUCCGAGAGAUGCAAUCAUUCGUGGAGCGCGUCACCUCAACCACCGAUACCCCAGCACAACAACUCGAUUCCAUAAUUCAACGCCGCCUCACCGGUAGCGCGUACACCAAAAGAUCACACCCGUCCAUCUCCAACCCACCAAAACCAAUCCUACCCAAAAAGCUGGACAAGCUACAGUUCAUGAAAAUCGACCCCAAAGAGAUUGCGCGCCAACUGACGAUAAUGGAAGCGCAAAUGUUUAACAGGGUCCAGCGCACAGAAUUGCUCAAAAAGAAUUGGCAGAAAAAGGCAACACCAGAAUGCGCACCCAACGUGAGGUCGUUGAUUCGACAUUCCAACCAACUCUCAAAUUGGGUUUGCGCCACCCUACUUGCAGAACCAGAUUUGAAAAAGCGUGCUCAGGUGGUAGAUCAUUUAGUCAAUGUGGCCAGCAACUGUCAUCAACUUCAAAAUUACUCGGCGGUGAUAUCUAUUCUGUCGGGGCUGGAAAGUGCACCCAUAUACCGACUGGCGAGAACGUGGGCUAUGGUCACAGAACGUAGUUGCAACAUGCUCAGACCAUUACAGGCGAUGAUCGUCAGCGCGCAAAAUUAUCAGGCAUAUCGUGAGGCUCUGCGUGUUGCUGUGCCACCGUGUAUACCCUUUCUCGGCCUUUUCUUGAAAGAUCUUACAUUUAUCGAGGAUGGCAAUCCUGCUCUUACAACGGAAGGGUUGGUCAACUUCCACAAGUACACAAUGCUAGCAACGACGGUACAUGACGUCCAGCGAUGGAAAGAAGCUCCGUACUGCUUACAGCCUGUGCCAGAGUUGCAAGACUAUUUUUCAAAUCAGCUACACUCGGCUGUUGAGCUGCAUGAGAUGUGGGAUAAAAGUUGUGAGUUGGAGCCGAAGGGUCGUGGGCUUGGGAACAGACCGAGGGAUCUGUAUACACCUACAGGAGGAAUGUCAGCUUCUAUGGUUGUGGCUUGCAUGGUUCUGGAUGAUUGA